GCGUUUGCCCCGCGCGGCGACGCGCGAUGGUGGUGAGGUGGGUGGUUGCGUUUGCGCCGCGCCGGGGUGACCGCGACGGCGGAGACGGCGCGGGAGGGCGCAGCUAGGCGGGGAAGGCGUGGAUGGACGCCGAUGAUGCCGCCCGGAGCCGCAGAAGGAUGGAUCUGAACCUCUACCUCGGCCUCCCCCGCGCCCCGCGCCCGCGCCGCCCCGAUCUCGGCUCCGACCUCGCCCUCGGCAAUUCCAUGCUCUCCUCCUCGCCUUCCUCCUCCGCCGCCUCCGCGGACGCCCCGCCGCCCGACCGGGACCGGGACCGGGACCUGGACCCGCUCCACCCGCCCUACUCCCCCACCCGCGCCGACCUGAUGCGCCCGCCGCCCGAGCCAUACCACAUCUCCGCCUCCGUGCUGCGCGCGCCCUACCUCCAGGCCGAGGAGGUUCCCAUAACCGAGCUCGCCCAAGAGUUCGGCUUCUCGCACCCGCCCCCGCCACCCCCACCGCCGCCGCGGCCCAGCGAGCUGCUCGGCUGGGUCGACCGCCCCUCCUCCUCCACGGCCUCCUCCACCUUCCGCCCGGAGCGUUCCGAGCGCUACCGCCGCGCCAUCUCCAUGAAUGGCCGCCAGCUGCGCUGCCUCCGUCCCAGGCGCUUCCGCUCAGACCUUCCUCCUCUCAGCUCCGAGGCCCCUAGCCCGGACAACGAGGCUGCACUGGAACCGCCGCAACAGCAGCCCGUGCAGGAUGCCGUCGAGGAGAAUAAGGUGGUUGACAAUGGUGCCAUGGUGGGUGCCGAGGAUGAGCCGGCGGACCGUGGCAAGAGCACUGCCAUGUUUGAGUGCAACAUCUGCUUUGAGAUGGCCGACGAGCCGGUGGUCACUUCUUGCGGCCAUCUCUUCUGCUGGCCUUGUUUGUACCAGUGGCUGCAUAUUCAUUCCACCCACAAGGAAUGCCCUGUCUGCAAAGGUGAGGUCACUGAAGGAAACAUCACUCCUAUCUAUGGGAGAGGGAAUUCAACUUCCGAUGUGGAGAAGAAAGUCGCAGACGAUGGCAACGUGUCCAGUCCUAACAUUCCCGCCAGGCCACAUGGGAACCGGCUUGAGAGUUUUCGACAACAGUUCCAUCAUUUGCGCCCAAUUUCUCGUAGGCUUGGCGAGGCACAUGGGAUAUUAUCUUCUUGGAGACGCAUUCUUGAUCAGCAGAUUAUGACUAGCGCGAGUAGGUUUGAAGGGCCUCCAGAAUCAUCUGUCCAGGAGAUGAUAGAUCAUGCUCAUCAGACUGGCCGUUUAAGCCGAAUUACUACUAGGAUGAGAGCAAGGAGGUUGCAAAGGGAAGCAGAAAAUCCUGCAUUUGUUUCUUCAUCUAUUCCAGACGGCGGGAUGCCAGGAAGCAGCACGCCGGAUCCUCCUAGGCGUAGUUCAAGUCCACUUUCCUCGGAAGGAAUUGAUUUAUUGCAACGCCUUACCCUUGUUGGCCUUGCAAAUACGGAAAGGUUGGCAACUGCAGUGAGCGAUCUUAGAAGAAUAUCCAGGCCAAGCCUCCGAGCAUCAACUUCGUCAAAUUUACCAAAUCAUGAGCCGCCAGUUGAUGGAAUUCAUGCUGCUGCAGCACCGUCUGCAGAUCAAACUUCUAAUUCAAGCACAAUGGCUGUGAUUCAGGAGGAUGCUGCUUUUACUGAAAGCGUAGGAGAACCUAGCAAUGCAGGGUCCUCAAGAACCCUGAGGAGGAGGGGAAGAAGCGACGCCUUAGGUUCGUUGGAUGUGGAUGGUGGCGAAACACACCGGAACAAGAGAAGGCGGCUGAACUAAAGCUAAGAAGGCCGAACCGAGUAUUGCAGAGGCUUCAAUGUUGCUCCAGUUUUUACGCUGCCCUGCUGUUGUUCUUGCUACUGGGCAAAGAGGUAUGUUAAGUCGCAAUAAAGAAGAAAAGCAUUCCCUUUCCUUUUAUGAUAAUCUCAUCUUUGUUCUUGGUUGAUGUUUCCGAUGUGGAUCGUGAAAUACAUUGGUUGACGUUUCCGAUGUGUCAAGUCGCAAUAAAGAAGGAAAGCAUUUCCUUUUAUGAUAGAUAAUCA
Triticum dicoccoides is the source of this 2065-nucleotide messenger RNA. RefSeq lists its product as uncharacterized. Gene Ontology annotation, cellular component: endoplasmic reticulum. Gene Ontology annotation, molecular function: metal ion binding; ubiquitin protein ligase activity. Bases 123 to 1802 code for a protein of 559 amino acids. The transcript has 2 exons. Gene Ontology annotation, biological process: ubiquitin-dependent protein catabolic process. NCBI's taxonomy places the organism in Eukaryota, Viridiplantae, Streptophyta, Magnoliopsida, Poales, Poaceae. The record is from RefSeq and is a predicted model, not a curated record.